Penicillium daleae is the source of this 684-nucleotide messenger RNA. RefSeq lists its product as uncharacterized. NCBI's taxonomy places the organism in Eukaryota, Fungi, Ascomycota, Eurotiomycetes, Eurotiales, Aspergillaceae. The record is from RefSeq and is a predicted model, not a curated record. The transcript has 5 exons. The coding region runs from base 1 to 684 and encodes 227 amino acids.
AUGCUUGCGACCAGGUCAAUUGGCCGACAGGCCUUGAACGUUCCCAGGUGGACACAGGCGCGCUUCGUGUCUUCACUAGAGGGCAACCCUCACAUCUAUGUGUUCCCUAGGGAAGGAACAACCAACUCUCAUAUUCUGUCACUCUUAUCGUCCGAGCCCGUCAAUCCAGAUCUCGCCAUUGGAGUCACCAACAAGCUACCGCCUACACCAGACUCACUCACGGAGAAUCCCGAGUUCCUCAAUAUUCUCCAAGAAGUCUUCGCCAAGCAUGCACAUGAAGAUCCAGAAGCACAGUCUCAAGCGCAGGUUAUGGUGUCAACAGCUGGAGCGAAUCUCUAUACUGGCGGUGUCCUGAUGGCGAACCAACGAGGGAAUAGAAAGCGCAUGGAAGCAGGUGACUCUAGCGGUGGAGCUAGCGGUCAAGGUGGUGCCGGCGGUGCUGGGAAAGGCGGCUGGAUUCAUAUUUCGGACAGCAGACGACCCCCCGAUUUUGGCAGAAUUGCAUGGCCAGAGGAUAUCUUCGGCAGUCUCGAGGUGGAUGGGCAUGGACAAUUUGUUGGUGGCGACGGCAAAUAUCAAGCUAGUGGCACUUACAGAAUGGUCACUCGAGAUGGAAUCUUGGGAUUGACCCCUUUUCUCAGAGAAAAGCUUGUCCAGCGACUCCGGGAGCUUAACAAGCAAUAA